AUGUGUGAAGUGUUGGUGAGCACCAAUCAGAUUGGAUCACUUCGUCAUCUACUGAACAGAAUUCCAAAACUUUGGUUAACUUAUGAAGCAGACAAAUUCUCAUCUGAUUAUAAUCAUCAUCAUUAUCAAAAGUGUUAUCAGAUAAAACAGUCUGAAAGUAUAACACUGAAACAAGUGUUUGAAUCACGUCAGUCAAUUAUUAAAGCUUUAGCAAUAUUAUCUUAUCAAGAUAAAAACUAUACUUUAGUAUAUCAUUUAUUAAAAUCGAAUCAUUUCAAUACAAUUCAUCAGUCAACACUUCAACAAUUAUGGUAUAAUACACAUUACGCAGAAGUACAAUUAUCACGUGAUAAACCAUUAACAGCUGUCGAUAAAUAUCGUAUCCGUAGAAAGUAUCCAUUACCGUAUACAAUAUGGGAUGGUGAAGAGAUAAUCUAUUGUUUUAAACGUAAUGUUCGAUGUCAACUGAUUGAAUAUUAUCGACAAAAUCAAUAUCCUAAUUCAACUGAAAAGUAUAAAAUUGCUUUGGACACUGGAUUAUCUUUUACUCAGGUAAGCAAUUGGUUUAAAAAUCAUAGACAACGUGAUAAAUCUUCUGAACUAACAGACACAAAUAAUCAACUUGAUCAUAAACUUUAUAUUACUAAUGACCAUUACACUAAUUCAUUGAAGAAAAGUAUCAAUCAACUUAAUCAUAACAAACGUAAAACGAAGCAUAAAUCAACAAAACAACAUUUACAAAUUAUAAAACAUGAAUCACAAAUUGAAAAAAUUGACCUAACAAGUUGCUGUUCUUUACAGGAGACUUUCCAAUCAUUCAAUGUUCAACAAUGCUGUACAGACUAUAAUAGUAUUAAUGAAAAUUUUAACUUUACUAUAGAAAAUGCUCAAAGUUUAGAAUAUAAUCAAUCAUCAAUUUUAUAUCCUGGAUCAUCAUAUCAACAUUCAUCAUGUAUUAAUUCAAAUCCAAAUAUAUAUGAUAAUUGGACAACUGAUUAUUUCAAUGUUGAACAAGGUAACCAUAACAACGAGAGGAAUGACCUUCAUUAUUGUUCUGACUAUCAUGACCAACGUAUGUAUUAUACAUAUGGAUUUAAUAAUGACAAUAAUAGUAAUAAUAAUAACGAUGAUAUAAUUGACAAAAAUCUUAGUAUCAUUAAUAACUAUGAGUAUACAACUCAGAAAAAUCAAGAGAUGAAUAAAAUAGAAGAAAUGCCUGAUACACGAUCGUACUUGUGUCUUUCAGACGAAAAAUCCAACUAUUGUAAUCUUAUCAGUGUAAAUUGUACUUAUCAGUCAAAUGUGUUAAAAUAA
Molecule: messenger RNA, 1314 nt
Organism: Heterobilharzia americana
Lineage: Eukaryota; Metazoa; Platyhelminthes; Trematoda; Strigeidida; Schistosomatidae
Source: the annotation of a GenBank genome assembly